Molecule: messenger RNA, 3889 nt
Organism: Onychostoma macrolepis
Lineage: Eukaryota; Metazoa; Chordata; Actinopteri; Cypriniformes; Cyprinidae
Product: CMP-N-acetylneuraminate-beta-galactosamide-alpha-2,3-sialyltransferase 1-like
Exons: 9
Coding region: 1171-2169 (332 amino acids)
Molecular function (GO): beta-galactoside (CMP) alpha-2,3-sialyltransferase activity
Source: RefSeq, a predicted model, not a curated record
UUAUUAUUAUACCCUCAUUGGGGGCUGAGCCCCCCUAAAAUGAAAAUCCUAGAAUCGUCCCUGUCCGAGUCAGUAAAAUGAUCCGAACUUCCCAUCACUAGGCGGCUGCCGCUGGUGGUCCGCUUGAAUAGCGAUGAGCAAAACGCCGGUGGGCCGCCGACUCUGCCACCAAUGGGCCGCCAGUAUGUUAGCUGGGAUACAAGGAGAUCAAAGGCAGAUAUAGCGUUAUUCUCACUCAUGCGCUGUGCUGCUGAUAAACAUGAUAUAAUUUCAGUUAUGUUGCUUUUAUAUGAAUAUAAAUACGAUGAAGACACUCAAAGUGCUUGCUAUUUAAUUCGAUAGGAAGGGCGUAUUUAUCAUCCAUUUUUAUUUUAAUUCAAACAUGUAUUUUAGAUUUUUAUAGAAACUAUAUGACAACAAUCACAUAUCUCACACAGAGAUCGCACUGUCAGUGUUUGGGAAUAUUCAUGCACAAUUUAAAUACAUAAUAGCAUGAAAUCAGAUUAAAAAGAUAAAACAUUUUAGAAGAGAACGCAGCAUCACAGUUUUCUGAACCAAUGAGCAUUAAGCUGUGUCGUCAGUCAGUAUAGUUUCCCAUCAUGCUUUUGAUCCGCCAGUCGGUGGAGAGCAACUGCGCGUGACUGCUCAGUCCGACACAGCCGCCUCGCCGUCGCGAGAGUUUUUUGGCACAUGUCAGCAUGACAUCAGAGCAAGGCGGACGUAACUCGGACACUUUUCUAACCGGCAUGCAUAUCGCGGUGACAUGGGGGCAAACUCCAAACAAUUGUACUGGGCAAGGCAAUCCGCCCAUGAGUAUGCUUUGAACGCGGAAAGUGUAUACCCGGGCCUUAACACCCUUAAGUAGUUCUCAUACAUUCGUUUAUAAAGUGCAAUGUAAUGUUAAAAACCUACAAUUUCCCCUAAGAAAAACACAAAGAUUGUGCCCUUAUGAGCACAUAGUAUUUGCACAGGCCUAAUAAGGCGAGUAAAGACAGCUGUUUUAUCUAUAUGAACCAGAAAAGCAUGUCAAACUAACCCUGGAGCAAAGGUCAGUCCAGAGGUAGGGCUACUUAAGCAGGUCGGGCUUUCUCCAGCAAUCCUGAACUUGGAAAAAGCAGAUGCGACAACUCAACAGGUCUCUCUGGCCAUCAGGAGAGUAGAGGAGCAAAGAUGUGGCUGUUGAUGCGUUAUAGGGGUUCCUAUAUGACAGCUGUCAUAUGUGUGAUUAUAUUCUGCAUGCUCCUGGUGUUCCGAACCCCUGUGGAUGAGGUCUCCGAAGGCAUGUGUGCAUGUAAAGACUGCGUCAGGCAGCAGACCCACAGUUUUUGGUUCAAUGAACUCUAUGAUCUCUCUAUUCAACCACUGCUUACCUGGGAAAAUCACGUCCUCCGUGAAGAUAUCUACAAGUAUUGGAAGGGUCUUCAGAAAAAUAAGAAUGAAGACAACUACACAGCAGUGGUGGAGAAGUUGUUUUCUCUAUUUCCAGAUAAAAUGCAAUACUCAGAUGCUAGUCCAAAGCGCUGCAGGACUUGUGCUGUGAUCGGAAACUCAGGGAACCUUAAAGGAUCCUGUUAUGGACAUUUCAUAGAUCUUCAUGACUUUGUCAUUAGGAUAAAUAUGGGCCCAACAAAAGGUUAUGAGAACGAUGUGGGUUCUAAGACCACUCACCGGUUUAUCUAUCCUGAGAGUGCUACAGAUGUGGACAACUCCACCUACCUGGUGCUUUCCCCUUUCAAGAUUCUGGAUCUGGAGUGGCUCAUCAGUGCCUUUACCACUAAGAACAUCACAAGCACAUACAAAAAAGUAAGUCCGAGUGUAAAGGCCAACAGACAUAAGGUGAUGAUUCUACAUCCAGCUUUCAUUAAGUAUGUCCAUGAGAUUUGGUUGCUGAAACGUGGCAAAUACCCAUCCACUGGUUUCCUUGCUAUUAUAUUUGCCCUGCACGUCUGUGAUCAAGUUUCUACGUUUGGGUUUGGUGCAGACCAAUAUGGAAACUGGUACCACUACUUCGAGAAAACCUCAAAUAAGGGCUUUUGGAGAUCCCACAAGGUCUGCAUCAUUAUGAAAGCACUUACCUCACUCUUAUACCUAGCACAAGUGCUGCUGCUAGAAACAUCCCAUCAUCUUACUUGGACAAUGCAUUUGCUGUCUGUCUAUGAAUGCAUUUAAAGGGACAGUUCUCCAAAAACUUAAAAUCUGUCUUUAUUUACUCAACCCUCAUCUUGUUUCAAACUUGUAAGAAUUUCUUUCUUCUGUUCAACACAAAAGAAGAUAUUUUGAAGAAUGUUGGUAACCAAAUAGUUUCUAUUUUUUUCUUACUAUAGAAGUCAAUGGCUACCAUAAACUGUUAGGGGGGGGAAAAUACUAUGCAAGUCAGUGGGGACCAGAAACUAUAUGGUUACCAACAUUCCUCAAAAUAUCCUCUAUGUUCAACAGAAGUAAAAAAAAAUCAUACAGUUUUGGAACAACUUGAGGGUGAGAAAAUGUUUUUGGGUGAACUGUCCCUUUAAUUGUAUCUCGCUGCCUCAAGAGCAAAUCUGCUGAUCAAUAUGUUGUGCAUAGACUUGAAUUUAAAAGUGCAGAAAAGGAAUAAAAAUGUGAAAAUGAAAUAUGAUGCAAACUAACAUUUGAAAAACUGACAAAAGGAAAUAAAUUAAUGUAGCAUGCAGGCUCAAAGCUAUUUCAACUAAACACCCUGAAGCUAUUUUUUCGGUUGCAACCAGUGAAACGGCAGUGAUAUGCUCCAUGUGCAAAAAUGCAUCUGCACCAUAGACUGUAUAAAGACACCAUAGAAGAUUUUGAGUGUUCGCUUUGGUUCAUUAUAACCUGUUGAACAAAGUAUUCAUCACUGUAAAUCAUGCAUGUCCUGAUGGAUCUUCAUAAACCUGCAGAUCUGUUUUAUGUUCAUGAGAAUUGUGCAGAAUUAUUUGUGAUGGUUGUGGCUUGUUUUAUAUAUUCUAUGUAAAUGUUAAGAACAAUCUGCAGUUUAAAUUUUUGGGAGGAAUUUGUAAACUUUGAACCAAUUCAGAUGACACACUUUAAUACAUUUGUUUUUCAACUUUUUCAAUAUUUGUGUUUUUAGAAGUCCAACAGUUUAAACAGAAUUCUCACAAUCACUAUUUUAUUGUGUGUUUAGUGAACAUUCCAUAAAUUCCUACUUUUGCGGGCAACCUGAGAGCAGUUUGGCAAGUUGUGUAGGUCUUCAUAAACAGGUUUUUUUGAGGGUGUGAAAGUCUCCAUGUGCCAUAUCAACAAACAUCAUAAGAUAAGUCCCUAGCCUGUCAGACACGGGAUAUGUAAUACUUUUAAAUAAUGUUUAAUAUUAAAUAUUUAUUAUUAUUGUUGAAAACAGCUGAGUAGACUCAUCCAGCAGUUGUUGACAUUGACCAAAAGUUGAAUAGCCUACUCAGACUGUUUAAAUGUAGUAGCCUAUGGCUAUUGUCUUCCAUUUUAUCCUGAAAAACAGGAUAAAACAGAAUGCUUUGUGUUCUGUGGAAAACUGUUCAAAUUAGAAUUACUUCUUUACUAAUUUCUUUACUAAUUAUUUUUGUAAAACUGUGGUUGUACCAAUGGUAAUCAAGCUGAAAAGCUUCUAGUAACAUUAUUCACUAUACUAUAAAAUACAAAGUGUUUUGUUGGUGGUGAUUUGGGCUAAUUACUCUACGGUCCACCAUGGGGCACCAGCGAACAGUUUGUGAAGAUUUCUUUGAAGAACUGAUGAUUCUUUUUCACUGAAGUUCUGCUUGGGCCAUUGUUUUCAGUGAAUACACUUGAAAAAAAGCCCACUUUGAGUAAAGUUAAAAUCUUGUGACAGGUAGUCAGCAGGUUUGCACAUUUAGUGGUAAAUAUUUAUAAUCAGAUAAAAAUGUAUGCUGCACACCUCAUUUAC